Aplosporella prunicola CBS 121167 is the source of this 1782-nucleotide messenger RNA. RefSeq lists its product as uncharacterized. Gene Ontology annotation, molecular function: flavin adenine dinucleotide binding; N,N-dimethylaniline monooxygenase activity; NADP binding. The coding region runs from base 1 to 1782 and encodes 593 amino acids. The record is from RefSeq and is a predicted model, not a curated record. Lineage: Eukaryota; Fungi; Ascomycota; Dothideomycetes; Botryosphaeriales; Aplosporellaceae. The transcript is spliced from 4 exons.
AUGCCGUCAUCUGAAAGCUCGGAUGCCGCUCAAGAGCAUCCUCCCGCUGUAAAUGGAGCCAAGGUGCACAAGAUAUCCGAAUGGGAUCCUCAGCACCCUCCGCUCGAGCUUGAAGAACAUCCAAUUGAUGAGCCAAAAGGGAUCAAGGUGGCUGUCCUCGGCGCUGGUCUUUCUGGUGUUAUAGCAGGCGCACUGCUUCCAGCGAAAGUCCCUGGGAUCGACCUUACGAUUUUCGAAAAGAACAGUGAUGUGGGAGGAACAUGGUUCGAAAACAUCUAUCCAGGUGUAAGAUGCGAUGUGCCGGCCAAUGUCUACCAAACCAGUUUCGAGCCCAACACGCAGUGGACCGAGGAGUUUGCCACAGGAGGAGAAAUUAAAGCAUACUGGCAACAUGUUGCGCGGAAGUAUGGCGUCUAUGAACGCACUAAGUUCAAUUCUUUGAUUCACCGUGCAGAUUGGGAUCCCGCUGCCGCGACCUGGAAGUUACAAAUUGAGGACGUGAAUGAGAAAAAAGUCACUGAAGAGACUUUCGAUUUCGUCAUUACCGCAGUUGGUCAUUUCAAUUUCUGGAAGCUCCCAGAAUACCCCGGCAUCGAGAACUACAAAGGUCACUUGCGGCAUUCCUCAAACUGGGAUCCAAACUUCGACCCCAAAGACAAGACCGUCGCUGUGAUCGGAAACGGAGCGAGCGGGAUUCAGGUCGUUCCAGAGGUCCAAAAGGUAGCCAAGCACCUUGACCACUACGCCCGCGGCAGAACUUGGAUCGCUGGCUCUCUGGGCGGAAGAGACAGAAAAGCCGAGCCAAUGUACUUCGCACCGGAACAACUGAAAGAAUUUGAGGACCCCGAAAAGUACCUCAAAUACCGCAGGACGCUCGAAGAAACAUACUGGAGAAGAUUUGCAGCUGUCUUGAAGAACACUGAGGAGAACGAAAAGGCGCGAAAGGAAUUUACUACUUUGAUGGCGGCAAGGCUGAAAGAUAAACCCGAGCUGCUCGACGAGAUCCUACCAGACUUCUCGCCACACUGCCGCAGACUUACGCCAGGCCCAGGCUACCUUGAAGCGCUUACGAAAGAGAACGUCAGUUUCAUCAGCACGCGCAUCAAGCGGUUUACCGAAGAUGGUAUUGAAACAGUUGACGGAGUCCACCGACCCGUCGAGGCUGUGAUUUGCUCUACUGGUGCAAACAUUGAUUUUGCCCCGCCAUUCCCGAUCGUCGCGAACGGUGUCGACCUAUCUCAGGCUUGGAAGAAAGAUGGAGAGAUAGGAUAUCCGCACACCUACCUUGGUGUCGCAGCGCCUAACUUCCCGAACUUGCUGUUCAUUCAUGGUCCCAACGGCACCGGUGUGGCCGGCAGCGUCCCCAACAGCUCCGAGAACCAGGUUACGUUCAUCGCGAGACUCUUGCGCAAAGUCAGCAAAGAGCGGAUCCGCACCGUAGCGCCAUCGCAAGCGGCAGCAGACGAUUUCUUGGAGUACGCCGACAGCUUCUUCCCCCGGACUGUCUUCAGUCAGAACUGCAGAUCUUGGUACAACGGCGGGUAUCCCGGUGGACGCAUCCACGGAAUUUGGCCAGGAAGUGCGUCGCAUUUGAACUACGUGAGGAAGAAUCCGAGGUGGGAAGAUUGGGACUGGACGUAUCCUAAGAAGAAUAGGUUUGUGUCGUAUUUUGGCAAUGGCUGGACGAGGAAGGAGCAGGACCCGGCGGCGGACGUUUUGCCGUUCUUGAAAGACCCAAGCACUAUUGAUUUGAGAGACCAUCAUGAGAGGUGGUGGGAGUAG